AUGACAUGCCAGAGCUCACCACCGCCAACACUGAGGCGCGAUUCUGUUUCGAGCGAUCUAAGAGAUAUUGAUGCUGCAUUGGACACCGUGCAGGAACGCUUCACAAAGCUACAACACGAGGUGAAUGUGGUGAAGGACCUCAUUGCAGCUGGUGAAUAUCCAGAAGAUGAAGAAACAGCUCAAGUUGCAAUGGAGCACCACAAAUCAUGCAUUCGUCUGAAGCGAGAGGUUCAGACACUCUUUCGCGAACUUCAAAAGCGGCAACGAGUCGUGCCUUGUCUUCGCCGCAAGGACUUUGGCCGUUCGCUGAACAAUUACAACUUUCUCAUCAGCCUCAAGACAUGCAUCUUCACAGGACCGGGAGAUCCGGGUUUCCUGUUCAAGGAUCCGCCUUACUUGAACAAGAGGGUGGCCAACAUUAUCAUCAAACACGCCUGUGGUGUGGACUGGUGGCCGUACACGAUUGACAACUUCAACGACGCCAUCAACCCUGUGGUUCUCGAGUUUGAGAACAACUGGGAGAAGCGCGUUACCUUCGAAGGUGCCAACUGGGUCCCUCUAUUCAAUAAGCGAGCGGCAGUGUCCCUUCAGUUCCAGUUUGGAUCACCACACAUGCUUCAGAUUGGGUUCCACACCAUGUCCACGUUUGCGAUGGCCAAAUUGUUAUCAUCCACUGGCGACUGGGGAAACGGGUACCGCGUCACGCACAGGAAGCUCCUGGAAUACCUUGCCGUGCAGGCUCACAGCGUGGACGGUGAUAGCGUGCGCAGAUGUGCGGUCCCAUCAUACGAAUCGCGUGAUUUACCACUGGACCGGACAGAGCUCACAACAGCAAGCACAGUCACAUAUGCCCUGCAGCUGAACUUCGGCAACAGCGAAUCUGCCCUGAGCCCUCAGCGAAAUCCAUUUGCUGUACAGGACCUCCUUCAGCGGACCCGACCACAUUUCAAAUCCCUGAGUGCACGAAAGAAGCUUCGACAGAAGCGCAAACUCAUCCUCAACAAGAUCAAGCGGCUUCGCAGGCAGAUUGACGGCAUUGAUGAACAAGACUCGGCGCAGUAA
This is a messenger RNA of Salpingoeca rosetta, 1062 nucleotides long. RefSeq lists its product as uncharacterized. Lineage: Eukaryota; Choanoflagellata; Craspedida; Salpingoecidae. The transcript has a single exon. Bases 1 to 1062 code for a protein of 353 amino acids. The record is from RefSeq and is a predicted model, not a curated record.